Messenger RNA from Lachancea nothofagi CBS 11611, 498 nucleotides. The record is from the annotation of a GenBank genome assembly. Lineage: Eukaryota; Fungi; Ascomycota; Saccharomycetes; Saccharomycetales; Saccharomycetaceae.
AUGGAGGGAAUCGAAAGAAACUUGCAGGAUUUGGCGCGGAUCGCACACUUAUUGAAAGAAAGAAGGCCGGAAUUAGAUAUUCAUCAAUCGCAAGAGCUUGAAAAGUUUUCAGGUCUUGUAUCAGAAGCUGUACGGUCCAUGGAACGCAUUCUGGUACCCAAUCAGGUCCAGUCAGACACUGCAAAUCUAAACGCCCAUGAGCCCACUUCUAACAGCGCGAAGGCCGCUGGAGACAAAAAAGCUGCCAUUAAAUCGCGCCGCUUUAAACGUACCUAUUUUUACAGCCUAGACUCUCCUUAUGCACAUAUGCGCGACAAGAGCGGCUCCUUCCGCAUCGCCCCACCAAUUCCAGAUCAUCGAGAUGUCCAACGCCCACAACAAAGCAAAGAGAAAUGCCAGUCACCACAACAAAUCCAUGCAAACUAUCUAAUCCAGAACCUCGCAGUACUCGAUAACCUUCGAAACCUUAACCGUUUAGCUCAUAAAUCGUCCAGCUAA